AUGGAGGCCUCAGAGUUCCCAUUGGAAUUGCAAACCAAAGCGUUCCAAAUUCUGACCUCCAAAGACAACACACCCAUUGAAACCCUCUUCUCCCACAUUUACGCUUCCCAACACCAAAACGAACACAGCCUCCGUUCCCAUGCACUCGCCUUCCUCCAAUGCUGCAAACACCACCACCCAGAUCUUCUCCUCAUCAAACUCUUCUUCCUCUUUCGCACCGACGCACUCCCCGAAACACGCGCCAACGUCGCACGCGCCUUGCAUUUCCUUAAAGCAGCCGAGUUCUGGCCCAAACUCAAGCCCAUCGCCCAGGGCCACCUCAAGGUCCACUUUCUCGCUUACCUCGCCAAAGAAUCUUCUCUCUACGUCCUCCGCCUCGUCUCACUCCUCCUCGCCGAAAUCCUUUCCGUUACUUACAAAACGCACCAAAACUGGCCCGAGGCUCUUGAUCUCCUCACCUCCUUUAUCGCCUCCGAUAACGACAACUGCCGCGAGUUCGCGUCGCUCGUCUUCAAAAACCUUCCCAACGACUCUCGUUUUCCCGUCUCCAGCGCUCUCGAGGAGAAAAACGACACCGUCCGCGUGUUGCACGCAUCGUUUUUUAAGUUUCUCGCCUCCUCUAACCGCGACGUCCAGGUCGCAUCGUUCGGCGCCGUCGUCAGCCUCGUCCGGUUGUUCUCCGAACCGCCGGUGUUCCACGACCUCCUCCGCGCGAUUAUGGUUGGCGUAUUCACGCUCCUGCAUAGCUUCGAAGGUUCCUAUUUCCGAAGCGCGUUUGCGGAGUUAAUAAAUCUGGUUUCUCAAGAGCCGUUGCUUUUGAAGCCUUACAUGAAUGACAUGGUUCUCGACGUGCUUCAGAUCGCGGAGAGCGAAAGUCUGAGCGAGGAGACGCACUGUUUAGCUUUUCAGUUAGUGGUGGUCAUGACGGAGGUGAAAGAGUACGAACAUGUGUUCGUCAACCUUCCUCAUGAGACCGUGCGGAGGCUGUUCUUUGUGCCGAUUAAGAUGCUACGGUAUGUGGCCGAGGAUGGCUGUGAUGGCAAGCGUGAAAUGGAAAUCGAGAAGGCUGGAAUGAAGGGUUUGAAGAAGCUUAGUGCCGCACUCGGAGCGAGUAAAGUAGUGCCUCUUGCGUGUGAAGUGUUCCUUCUUCAAUUGGAUAACGAGGAAUGGAGGGUGCGCCGUGCGGGAAUCACAAUGCUGAGUGUGAUCGCAGAAGACUUCUCCGAUGAAAUGGUAAUGACGGUAAGUUUUAUUGGUGAAGUAGUGAGGAAAGUUUUGGAGUCGAUGGAAGACUCCCAUGCUCAGGGGGUGCAACUCCUUUACCAUCAUAGGUUUGUGCAUGUGUUUUGCAAUGCACUGGACAAUGAACAAGACCUUCAUGUAAAGGAGCAAGCUGGAUUAGCAAUGCAAUUUUUUCUGAAGAACACUUUGCCAGAAAGCAUAACGCUAAAUGAGAAUGCCGAUACUGUAAUGGGAAAAUUUUUGCCAUUGCUUCAGGAUAAGAGCUCUAAGCUAAAAAGCAUUGCUUUGUCAACAUUAAAUGUAGUUCUACAACGAUGUGAAGAAGUUGCUCACAAGUACCGCGCAAUUUAUCUUCCGAUGUUACUGGAAGCAUGCACUGACGAAAAUUCUACUAUCAGAGAGAUGGUUCCUGCCCGGUUAAGUUUCUUGGCACACAAAAAUGAUUUGUUUGAAGCCAAUAUGCAUGAACAGCUUUAUUUCGUUUUCGUGUUUGCAAGGUAA
Molecule: messenger RNA, 1743 nt
Organism: Vigna angularis (adzuki bean)
Lineage: Eukaryota; Viridiplantae; Streptophyta; Magnoliopsida; Fabales; Fabaceae
Exons: 8
Coding region: 1-1743 (580 amino acids)
Biological process (GO): protein import into nucleus
Cellular component (GO): cytoplasm; nucleus
Molecular function (GO): nuclear import signal receptor activity
Source: RefSeq, a predicted model, not a curated record